CUUUACUCUUUCUACUGAAGAAAUCACAGAUGAUGGCUUCUGACGCUAGUCAUAUGCUGGAAGCAGCUUUGGAGCAGAUGGAUGACAUCAUUGCAGGUACAAAGUCAGCUACAGAAUAUGCUAAUGGUGGUUAUGAUAUUGUGUCACCUGCUCCAUCAGUAUACUUGGGCACAUUUCAAAUAUUGCAUCUCCUGGAAGAUCUAAAGAUGGCACUGGAAAUGCUAGAGGAUCCUCAAGAGAAAGAAGCAUUGCGAAAUCAAAUUCCAGGGGCCACAGCAGUGUGUAUACGGGAGUGGUUUGAAGAGAAUCUGUCACAGGUGAAUCAUCAUUCAUCUAAUAAUGAAACAUAUCAAGAAAGAUUGGCACGAUUAGAAGGUGAUAAAGAGUCACUCAUACUGCAGGUGAGUGUUCUUACAGACCAAGUGGAAGCUCAAGGAGAGAAAAUCCGGGACUUAGAAAUCUGUCUUGAGGGGCAUCAGUUGAAACUGAAUGCUACAGAAGAAAUGCUUCAACAGGAGCUGCUAAGUCGAACAUCACUAGAGACUCAAAAAUUAGACUUAAUGGCUGAAGUUUCAGACCUGAAGAUUAAACUGGUUGGUAUGGAAAAGGAGCAGAGUGAAUAUGAAGAGAAACAGAACAAAGCUGAGGGUUUGCUUCAGGAACUUAGACACCUCAAAAUUAAAGUGGAAGAACUGGAAAAUGAAAGAAAUCAAUAUGAGUGGAAAUUAAAAGCAACUAAAGCUGAGAUAGCCCAGCUUCAGGAGCAAUUAGCUCUCAAAGAUGCAGAAAUAGAACGCUUACAAAGUCAGCUAUCCAGGACCUCAUCACAUAAUGAAGUGGCAGAAAGAGAGGAAGUUUAUAGGAGAAGGCUAAAAGAAAAACAUCAAGAAGUUCAAAGGUUGAAGAUAGGAAUGGAAUCGUUACUGGCUGCAAAUGAGGAAAAGGACCGUCGAAUAGAAGAGUUAACACUGUUGCUAAGCCAGUACAGGAGGGUCAAAGAGAUAAUGAUUGCAGCUCACGGUCUUGUACGCCAGAAUGGACACUUGUAUUUAACACACAAGAACAGGGAACGAGAGUCAGGCUCUUCUGUCUCUGGUGGCUGUGAAGAGGAACUUGAGACAACUUUAAGGAAGUGGAAUGUUUUGACUAAUCCUCAAGGAGAAUUACUGAAAACAGAGGCAUCUUCAGGAGAAUUAUCACCAGCUGUGCUGUCUCCAUCACCACAGAAAGCUACGGAAAUCAGUGGAAGCAUUCCAGUAUCUUCAACUAAUUUAACCUGUCCACAAGAAGAAUCUCUGGAAAUCAUCAGCAGGGUUCCACAGAAAAAAAAGUCAAGUAGUUUAGAAGACUUGCAGAGCGAAUCCCUGGAAAAGUUUGUAGAUGGAAAACCAGUACAGCGUGUUGUAGAACAAGAGAGUAAGCCGCUUGCAAAAGGCAGCAAGUACCAAACCUUGCCAGGGAAGCUGCCUCGACCCCUGCAGAAUGGAGAGCAGGGAACAUGUAAUUCAUCAGAUGGGUCUGCUGUGAACGACUCUGAGGACAGCAGCUUUCUGGGCCUGAAUCGCAUCAGGAGUGUCAGUGCACCAGUGCUAGGAGACACAGAGAACGUGGAUGGUACAGUGGUCUCAGAUGACCUUUCACCUCUUUCUUCGGGAACGGAUUCAAGCCCACAAUCUCCAUUGUCGCCAGAAAACAGAAAGAGUCCAAAAGGGAUCAAGAAAAUCUGGGGAAAAAUAAGAAGAACUCAGUCAGGUAACUUCCCUGCAGACGACCUGGGGUUGGCAGAGUUUCGAAGAGGUGGCCUCCGUGCAACAGCUGGGCCUCGGUUGUCCAGAUCAAAGGAAACCAAAGGCCAGAAAAGUGACUACAAUGCUCCAUUUGCUCAGUGGAGCACUGAAAGAGUUUGUAACUGGCUUGAGGACUUCGGUCUUGGUCAGUACGUCAUAUUUGCACGGCAGUGGGUGACUUCAGGCCAUAUGCUGUUGACUGCGACACCUCAGGACAUGGAAAAGGAAAUGGGAAUAAAGCAUCCACUGCACAGGAAGAAAUUAGUUUUGGCCAUUAAAUCAAUAAAUGCAAAACAAGAUGAGAAGUCUGCACAGCUUGAUCAUAUCUGGGUGACACGAUGGCUCGAUGACAUUGGUUUACCUCAGUACAAAGACCAGUUUCAUGAAGCCAGAGUGGAUGGGAGAAUGUUGCAGUACUUAACUGUGAACGACCUUCUCUUUCUGAAAGUCACCAGUCAGCUGCAUCACCUGAGUAUUAAAUGUGCCAUUCAUGUGCUGCACAUCAAUGGUUUCAACCCCCACUGUCUACGCAGGAGACCAGUUGAAGAGCAGAGUAACGGUUCACCAUCUGAAGUUGUUCAGUGGUCCAACCACAGAGUGAUGGAAUGGCUCAGAUCAGUCGACCUGGCAGAAUACGCACCGAACCUUCGAGGAAGUGGAGUGCAUGGUGCCCUGAUUCUUCUGGAACCUCGCUUCAAUGGUGACACACUGGCGAUGCUGCUGAAUAUUCCCCCUCAGAAGACUCUGCUGCGGCGCCACCUGACGACCAAUUUCAACGUGUUAAUUGGACCAGAGGCUCAACAAGAAAAGAGAGAAAUAACAGAGUCCACAGCAUACACACCUCUGACCACCACUGCCAAAGUCCGGCCAAAGAAACUUGGAUUUUCACAUUUUGGAAAUUUAAGGAAAAAGAAAUUUGAUGAAUCAACAGACUACAUUUGUCCUAUGGAUACAAACCCAGGUGCUACAAAUGGUUCUCAGAAAAACUAUGGUGGCUACAAAGGCCUUAGUCCCAUCACUGACAGGGAGCUGGAUCAGAUGGAACAUUCAGAAGGAACAGUAACGCAAAUAGGGGCUCUUUCUCAAGGCAUAAGCCAUCUUACGACGAUGUUAAGCCAAGAUGAAAUGCUGAAUGACAGCAGAUUUUUAACACCUACCUUUGAAGACUGGAGAUGAUGUUUCGGUGCGACCAAGAACACUACUAAUACCUCACGCCUGUCCAGAGGGGUGGCCAGGAGCAGCUUGAUGCUGUCUACAGAAAAGCUUUACCUCUUUUCUGCCAAUUACACUUACCACAGAGAAUUUAAUACUGUCAAUGUAGCAAUGCGACACAGGUAACUCUCCUCCACACAAUCUUCUUUACUGCAUAAUGUGAAAUAAGUGUUGAGAGAGAAUACUCACAGCAGACUCUGGAAAGCUGUCUGGCACCACCUUUUUAUUCAGUCAUCUUUUACAUGGUAUGUUUACAUACUGUAUUUGGAAGAUCUUUUGUCAUUUUUUUAUUUUUAUAAUUGAUUUGUAAUGCAGGAAUCAUUAAUACUCUGUUGUACCAUGUGGACUAAUCAGAGCUACCUAGACAUUCAGAUGGAUGCUGGUGAGUACUGCCUCACCAACUAGUACUACAGGCCUGCCAGAGAAUGCUUCCCAUGAAAGGAUUUUAAUCUCUCACCCCUUUCAUUAGCACAUGUCCUGCCCUCUUUUUAUCUAAAUAAGUAAGUGCAGUGUAGAAAGGGAAGACUAGGACAUAAUGGCCUUGCUUUUAUCAGGAUGAUGACAAGACAGCAUGUUCAUAAAUCCUGACCUAACUCAAAAAGAUGCUGAACAACUCCAGCAGGAUAUGUGACUUUGAGGCUGCCAGAGAAACUGAUGUACUCAAAAGCUGGUGCUUCAUUUCACAUGAUGAUUUUUAUAUGUGCACUGAGCUGGUCACUAUCAAGGAGAAAUCACAACAUCUAAUUAAUGUAAAAUGUAACUUUAAGAAGGGUGUUUGCUGCACUCUGUAGGGUGAGUUCAACAGAAUUUCCAGCAUGAUCUGCUGCCUGGUUUUACAUGACAGUUCCUUAAUUGGAAUGACUGAAUGGGCUCCGUCUGUACAUUGACGUUUUGUCCCAAAUGGCUAGUACUGAUGUACGUGUGCAAGCAUCAGGAUGUUCAUGAGCCUUCUGAACAGUCAAAAUGGCUCAGACCAGGUUUUUUGAGCCCCAUACCUGGUUGAAACCCAGUGCUGGCUCUCAGGAAGACAGGAAUGGUAAUAAACCUAUUUCUUAAUUAAAUGUAUAGCUGCAAACAGUCCUGAGGACUGCAGAUUAUAGUAGAAACACUUCUGUAAUGCUUGCAUGACAACUAACAAUGUUGUAAAUGAUAGAACUGAAAGUAAACAGCACUCUUUUCAUUCCGGCUACAUCUAGAUUUUCAUAGAAUACUUUGUUUAGCAAUAGGAGACAAAACGUUAUUGCUUUGUGAAGUGUACAAUGCCACUAAGGAGCAUCAGAGAAGCACCUUAAUAAAAUAAAUAUUUGUUUCUUUAAAACAGCUGACAAAAGAGAGUUGUUGCUAUUCUACUGAGCUAGGCAGGACUGCAGCAAUGUGAAAGAGGAAAACACAGCCUCUCAUUACUCACUUGAGGGGCAGUUCACAGGUGAAGGUGUCUCCUUUACAGCAGCAGUUACUUGUGGCAUCAGUUGACAUGUGCCUCUUAUGUAUUAAUAAGGAAUUAAAUUGUUAUCUUAGUUAACAGGGAAAUACCAGAAAAGAAAUUGCCUCAAUUGUAAAGACCUAGCAAGCAUAUGGUUGAUGUGUGUUACUCUUUCCCCUGCAGGGUGUUGGUUUACAUGUUACAGAUAAAGGGGAAAUCUCUGGUACUGUCCCAGCUAUGCAGCAACGGCUCUUCUAGAGCUGUCAGUGGCACUUGUUAAAGGUGACCUAUUCUGCUCCUCACUCCCUGAGCCUCUCAUGAGAGACUCUGCACUGUACAGAUUUUAGAAGCUAAACACAAUUUUAUUGUCCAAAAUGGUAAAACCAAAGCAAAUUAUUUUUCAAUCACUUGAACAAUAAAAUUAUAACGGAAAAUUCAAA
Molecule: messenger RNA, 4862 nt
Organism: Pezoporus occidentalis (night parrot)
Lineage: Eukaryota; Metazoa; Chordata; Aves; Psittaciformes; Psittacidae
Gene: PPFIBP2
Product: PPFIA binding protein 2
Exons: 29
Coding region: 30-2963 (977 amino acids)
Biological process (GO): neuromuscular junction development
Cellular component (GO): presynaptic active zone
Molecular function (GO): protein binding
Source: RefSeq, a predicted model, not a curated record